Zymoseptoria tritici IPO323 is the source of this 516-nucleotide messenger RNA. RefSeq lists its product as uncharacterized. The record is from RefSeq and is a predicted model, not a curated record. The transcript has a single exon. Gene Ontology annotation, molecular function: acyltransferase activity, transferring groups other than amino-acyl groups. Bases 1 to 516 code for a protein of 171 amino acids. Lineage: Eukaryota; Fungi; Ascomycota; Dothideomycetes; Mycosphaerellales; Mycosphaerellaceae.
AUGUCGACCAUUCGGACCCGAUCGGCCAGCGACUUAGAUGCGUGUGUUGAAGUCUUGAAAGCAGUUUACGACAACGACGGAUAUCCGGUGCAAGGCGUCGAAGAAGCCAAAUCAUUCCUCAGCGGUGACAGCAUACGGCAGGCAUGGAUAUGCGAACAGGACGACCAGAUCGUGGGCCAUGUCGCAGCUAGCAGCAAGACUCCCGAGAGCGAUGUUUCAGUGGCGCUGUGGACGCAGGAUCAUGCCGAUGAUCCAAGCGAUAUUGCUGUGCUGGAGAGGCUCUUCGUCGACCCAUACAGCAGAGGACUAGGCGUUGCUGGGAAGCUCAUCGAUGCGGCCGUGGCGUGGAGUCAUGAGAAAGAUAUGCGACUUGUGUUGUUCGCGCUGGAGAAAGACAGAGUCGCAGCCAAGCUGUAUGAGCGCCUUGGAUGGAGCCAUUUUGGAACCACGACCUAUCAUUACGACAAUGGCAAGACAAUGGCUGCUCUAUGCUUUGUCAGUCCGAAGGCUGGAUGA